AUGUCUACCCAAGAGUAUGACCAACUGUACAGUCAAACAGGAAAGAAGAUUGGAUUUGAUGAUUUUUCAUUAGUAAAGGUUGUUGGAAGAGGUAGUUUUGGAAAGGUACUUCAAGUGAAGAAGAAGGAUGAUGGAAAGAUUUUUGCUAUGAAAAUUCUUGAUAAGUCCAAAGUAAUGAAAACUAAACAACAAAAACAUACCAAUGAUGAAAAGAAAAUUUUACAACAUGUUAAUCACCCAUUCAUAGUUCAAUUGUAUUAUGCUUUCCAAACCCCAGAGAAACUAUAUAUGGUUAUGGAAUUUAUUAAUGGUGGAGAAUUAUUCCAUCGUUUAGAUUUAGAAGAAUGUAUUAAUGAAGAACAAACAAAAUUUUAUACCUCUGAAUUAUGUUUAGCAUUAAUACAUCUUCAUUCUUUAGGAAUUGUUUAUCGUGAUCUUAAACCAGAAAAUAUUUUAAUAGAUGCUUCUGGCAACAUUAAAUUAACUGACUUUGGUCUUAGUAAACAACUUUCAAGUGAAGAUGAUCAAACAUCUACUUUUUGUGGAACACCAGACUAUUUAGCUCCUGAAAUCCUUACUGCAAAAGGGUAUGGUAUUGAAGUUGAUUGGUGGAGUUUAGGUGUUGUUGUUUAUGAAAUGCUUUCAGGUUAUACUCCAUUUGCAGCAGAUGAUGAUGGUAAUCAAAAUGAAACCUAUCAAAAUAUAUUAAAUAAAGAACCAGAGUUCCUUCCAUCAAUAUCAUCUGAUGCUCAAGACUUUAUAACUUGUUGUCUUAAGAAAGACCCUACUCAAAGAAUUAAAGACGAUCAGAUUAAGGGCCAUCAAUGGUUUGCUGGAAUUGAUUGGGAUCUUCUCUUACAAAAGAAAGUUCCUGUUCCAUGGAAGCCAAAAGUAUCUGGAGCUGAUGACGUAUCUAACAUUGAUGAAGAAUUUACUAAUGAAGAUGCUCAAAAAAUGACACCAUCAGAAAAUGUAGCAUUAAAAGGAGACGAAUUUGCCGGAUUCACUUUCCAAGAUGAUGCCGCUCUAAAUGGACAACUUUAA
Molecule: messenger RNA, 1044 nt
Organism: Entamoeba histolytica HM-1:IMSS
Lineage: Eukaryota; Evosea; Mastigamoebida; Endamoebidae
Product: protein kinase, putative
Exons: 2
Coding region: 1-1044 (347 amino acids)
Biological process (GO): protein phosphorylation
Molecular function (GO): ATP binding; protein serine/threonine kinase activity
Source: RefSeq, a predicted model, not a curated record